AUAACAUGAAAUGAUUUUAAAUCUAAAGUUGUUUAGAAAAUAUUAAAAUUUAAUAUAUAAAUAAAUUUUCAGUUUGGCUAAUUUUGGUUUCUACAAUAUGUGAAGUGUGCUAUUACCUUUGGUGUUAAAAAUAAAAUAAAUUCUUUGAUUCGUUCAAAUUUAAUUUUAGUCAAAGUCAUAUACAGAAAUAGUCAAAAUAAUAUGUUAAUAUUAAUUAAGAAAAAAAUAGUGUAUAUAUAAAUUAUUAAAAAAAUAAAACAAAAAAAGUGAAGGUGGUCACCAAUCACAAAGACUAAAAAUUAAAAUUUAUCUUUACUGUUUGUCGCAGAAACUAACAAAACCUUCACCACAAUGGCGGACGCCCAAUUUUCGAUAUUCGACUAUACCCUUUUCGGGGGCAUGUUGGCCCUAUCGACCCUGAUAGGGGUCUGGUUUGGAUUUUUUUCAAAAACGAAACAGGACUCCACUGCCGACUACCUUAUGGGCGGAAAAAGCAUGGGCACUUUUCCUAUUGCCAUGUCUUUGAUAGCCAGCCAUAUAUCAGGAAUUACCCUUCUGGCAGUCCCAACAGAAAUGUACACCCAAGGGACCCAAUAUUGGAUCUCCUGCAUCUCUGGGCCGAUUUGUAUGAUAAUAAUAGCCUAUGUUUAUUUGCCGGUUUUUUAUGGAUUGCAAUUGACAUCAGCUUAUGAGUAUUUAGAGAGAAGAUUUGAUAGAAGUGCCAGGAAAAUGGCCAGUUUGAUAUUUGCACUGAGUUUGAUCCUGUUUCUGCCUAUUGUUAUUUAUGUGCCUGCUAUUGCUUUUAGUCAAGUUACCGGUGUAAAUAUCCACGCAGUCACCCUAACCCUUCUAGUCAUAUGCGUUUUCUACACGUCUUUCGGAGGAAUGAGAGCCGUCGUCUGGACGGACACGCUUCAGUCCAUCGUCACCUGCGGCGCUAUGUUCGCCGUCGUCUGGAUAGGAGUAGCAGACGUCGGAGGAAUCGCAGAAGUCUUCAGAAGGGCUGACGAAGGAGGCAGGAUUAUAUUUUUCAAUAUGAAUCCAAGUAUAUACCAACGUACAUCAUUCUGGAGUGUCAGUUUGGGACUGACAACCAUGUGGUUGUCCAAUCUUGGUGUCAGUCAAAGUUGUAUUCAGAGGUUCCUGUCUGUGCCAACUUUAAAGGAUGCCAGAAGGUCAAUUAUCUAUUUUACUAUAGGUUUAGUUUUAACAAAAUCAAUAUCCUGCUUCACCGGACUAUUGAUGUAUGCCCAUUACAAAGAUUGUGAUCCCUUGAGUACUGGUGACGUCAAAAAAGCAGAUCAAAUGUUGCCCUAUUAUGUUCACGACGUGGCAGGUUAUAUACCAGGACUAUCAGGUUUAUUCGUGGCUGGUGUUUUUAGUGCAGCCUUAAGUACCAUUUCUUCAGGGCUUAAUACACUGUCUGGUACACUUUAUGAAGAUUUUAUUAAGGAGUGGUUACCGGUUAGCACUACUGAGAAGACUGCCAGUAAUAUUAUGAAGUUGACUGUAGUAGUAAUUGGAGGAAUUUGUCUGGGACUUGUCUUCGUAGUAGAACAAUUAGGAAGCGUCAUGCACCUUGUCAUCAGUGUUACUGGUGUAACUGCAGGAACACUUUUGGGAAUGUUUACAUUGGGAAUCUUGUUCCCUAAAGCAAACACUAAGGGAGUUUUGGUGGGAGCAGCUGCAAGUCUAAUCCUGGUCAGUUGGAUGGUAAGUGGAGCCCAAAUUAACAUUGCUCAAGGGAAUUUGAAAUUCCCUUACCUAAAUAUGUCGACUGAAGGUUGUCCUGAGGGUAAAAAUACAACUGUGAAUUCUGUAUGGAAGACCCAGCAUCACGAUGGGCAUUCAAAUGAUGAAGUGAUUGCUCCUUACCGAAUUGGAUUCAUGUACUAUUCGAUGAUUGGUGCUUGGUUGGUGAUAGCAAUUGGGUAUCCUGUAAGUUAUUUUACUGGAGGACAUGGGUACCUGGAUAAAAUGCUGUUGGCACCACAAGUUAGAAGGUGGGCUCCAGAGCAAAAAUCAGCAGAAUACGACACCUUCGAGAAGGCCAAUUCAAAAAUGCAAGUUUUGACCAAAUUGGACGACGAAGAUCCAAAAUAUCAGAUGAAGAACAUCACAUAAAUCAAUCAAAGUGAUUUAAUUUAAAUAAUCCAUUAUUGUGCAAAGACAAUUGUAAAUAAAAGAUAAGAACUUUGUCAUCAAGAGUGAACUUGUCAUGGUGUUUGCUUAAAGAUUUGUGAGUGAUUUUAUUUUUGACAUACACGUGGAAGUGAAUUUGUUAGUUUAAGAUUUAAUUCUAAUUUAAUUUAGUGUAAUUGUUGUAAUUAAUUAUUUUUAAGAUGCUUAAAUAGGU
This is a messenger RNA of Ctenocephalides felis (cat flea), 2356 nucleotides long. Its product is annotated as sodium-coupled monocarboxylate transporter 1-like. Bases 352 to 2124 code for a protein of 590 amino acids. Gene Ontology annotation, molecular function: symporter activity. The record is from RefSeq and is a predicted model, not a curated record. Gene Ontology annotation, biological process: transmembrane transport; sodium ion transport. Lineage: Eukaryota; Metazoa; Arthropoda; Insecta; Siphonaptera; Pulicidae. Gene Ontology annotation, cellular component: membrane. The transcript has 11 exons.